Messenger RNA from Kwoniella botswanensis, 2397 nucleotides. RefSeq lists its product as uncharacterized. The record is from RefSeq and is a predicted model, not a curated record. The transcript has 4 exons. NCBI's taxonomy places the organism in Eukaryota, Fungi, Basidiomycota, Tremellomycetes, Tremellales, Cryptococcaceae. The coding region runs from base 1 to 2397 and encodes 798 amino acids.
AUGAAGACUUCUACCUCUUUUGCCAUUCUCGCUCUUCUCGCUAGCGCCGGUACCACCUUUGCUGCACCCUUGCCCCAUCACUCCAACCAUAAAAAUUCGGAUGUUGAGUCAGGUCACAGAGGAGGACAUCAUCACAAUCGUGCUGAACACCCAUCCAAUCAUCAUAUCCUCGAUGUCGCCGUCGAUGUAGAUAUGGAUACUCACAGGGGUAACCAUGCGAAUGGGAAACAUCACCAUGCCAGAGCGGAUCCUCUUUCUGUCACCAAGCCCCUGACUGGUGCUUUAGGUCUCCCUACAGCCGAUAAGCUUCCCAAUGGAUCUACGAACGGUCAUAAGAUGGGUAAGACCAAAGGAAACAAUGCCAUUCAGUCACUCGCCAAAACUCUCAGUCCCACAUCCGAUUCUAUCCACGGGUCACUGAAGCCCCUGAAUAGUGAUACUACCAAGGUAGGUCAACAGCUCAAUCAUCCUAAUUCAGGUAACAUCGGUCAUCUAGGUAAAACCGCCGACGAUGCUUUGGAACCUCAAGAAACCCAAAUUAGCAAAAAUGUCUUACCUCGAGAUGUGGUUUCCAGUGUAAUCGGGAGUAACGGUGUAGCAAAACCCGCUCAAACUGCUGCUACGGGAUUAGGAAACAAUAUCGCCACUGUCAACAAUAAGGGCAAAAACGAUAUGCCAGUUGCUGGCUCCGCUGUCAACCCCGUCACGUCAGGAAGCCAGAUUGUUCCUGUUGUCACCGGUGGACUGGGGCAGGGAGUGAAAACAGUAACUUUUGGCGGUGAUAACAUUGCUCCUCCGACUCUCACUUCCACUUUACUCAACUCGAAAGGCGGUGUAUUAGACCUGAACAAUGGACUGCUUGGACCCAAUGGCGGAGUGGUCGGUACUGCUGGGAAAGUCACUGGUGUGACUGGUACUCUGACCAAUGGACAGGGUGCUUUAGUCAAUUCUCAAACUGCCACUGGGACAGUGGGGAAAGUACCUGGCACCGUUGGGGGAGUAACCGACUCGGCCAACGUCGAUCCAGUCUCCAACCAGGCUUAUCAAAUCAACACUGAUGAUACCGAAUCCGAUGUGAAGACUGUUUCCGGAAAUGGGAUAACUCAAGCAAAUGAUCACGGACCCAAUCAGACGAAUGAGAAAGUCAACUCGUCUGCAUUCAAAGGCGAUGGCCUAGACCACCGAUUGAACGGACAUGGUAGUGAUGGGACCAAGGAUCGAACUACCGAAUUGAUCUCGGAUAACACAUCCAAUGUCAAACAGACAAGUCAAGAUACAAAUAGUAUCGAUUCUAACAAUACAUCGAAGAAUGUAAACAAUAUCAGCCCAACCGUAAAUGCAGUCACCACUUCUAAUGACAGCUCGUCAACUUCAGAAUUGAAGAAGACUAGUGAUGGGACUAUGAAGACAGUCGACCAAUCUACCGAUCAAGCUAUCCCGUCCAGCUCACAGAAGAAUACGGGUUCGCUGGUCACUGCCAAUAACGAUAACGCCAAUGCCAAGAUCAUCCAGACUCCUGGUAAGUCCGAUAAAAUAGCAGAGACCAAUACGAACGAUGUGACUGGUUCCAAGUCCAGUGGCGAUAAUGUGAAUAUCAAAGUUGCCGUUCCUCAACAUCAAGCUACCCAAAAUCAGGGAAACACAAGUGGUGCAUUGGUAAAUGGCAAUGGCAAUAAGAUUGGACCGAAUGAUCAGAGAGGGAAUGUAGUUCAGCAAGUAGGAGAUGGUAAAAUACUCAAACAGAAUAUCGUCAAUCCUUCUCCUUCUUCUGCCAAACUUUCAGCUUCUGCCACCAAACCUCAUUCGACAUCCACUUCUGCCCAUUUCCACUCCGCUGCGGUAUCACACUCCGCAUCCCCCAGUAAAGAUUCUAACCACCCAACAUCGGUGAGACCACAGGUGUUCGUGGAAUACACGAGCUUCGCUUCUUCCCCCAGCUCUACUAUCGCCUCUCAAUCCGCUUCUAUCGCCUCUACCACACCCUUGGCUCAGGCACAGGUACAGUCGGGCACGAUUCAAGUGGAUAAGAACAAACAAUCCACAACCGAUGUUAAACUCCCCUUAACGUCCUCCCUCCACCUGCCACUCCCUUCUACAACCUCCAAAACACUCAAGACAGCUGCCACCAAACCUCGUCAAGCGCAAGUGGCCUAUGGUCAAAAGGGCGAACAUGUCGUUGCGUGCGAUGGACAGAAACAUCAACCCAACGACAUGAUUGAUGAAUGUAUCAAAGCUGAUCUUUUAGAUUUCAAACCUAACCAAACUGAGGCCUGUCCAACUGACAUGCAACAUGAUAUUCAAUAUGGUCUAUCAACCGAUAUGUUGAAAAAUGAUCAACAAGCGAAUAAGGAAAUUCAAAAAUACGUCAGAUUAUGUUUGAAAGCUAGUGCUCUGUAA